Molecule: messenger RNA, 906 nt
Organism: Besnoitia besnoiti
Lineage: Eukaryota; Apicomplexa; Conoidasida; Eucoccidiorida; Sarcocystidae
Exons: 1
Coding region: 1-906 (301 amino acids)
Source: RefSeq, a predicted model, not a curated record
AUGCCUGAUUUUUUUGGCAUUUCCCCAGAGUCGCUAGAGCCGGGUGUGGAAGUGCAUGACUUCCCGCGUCCAGCCCUCGGGCCUUUCGACUGGGGUUUGGCGCGCGACGGGUACCCGCCUGUGAAGGGCUUUUCAUUCGUCACCCGGGGGACGACUGUGUCGCUCCGCGGAAAAGCGUUUCUGGCUGACGACGACCUCUGGCUAGUUGCGUUUGUGCCCAAGCGCACACGGCGGAGCGGGGAGCGCCGGCACGCCGCUCCACCACUGAGACAGAAACCCACAUCUGUGCGUUCGACUCCGCCUCCGCACGCCAUGACUUGUGUGCCUUCAAGCUGCCUCGCUCCCCUUCCCCGCGAAAUGGGGGAAGGUGCGAAUGUUUGCCUGAGAGAGCCGGAAGCGCGGGCACGAGGGCACACUAAGAGCGCGUCUACGGAGGCGGCUGAUAAGGAGGAAACGCGACCAGGUAAAGAUGUCACAAUGUAUUCAGGUUUGGAUUUUAUACAGGAGAUAGUCAGUCGUCUUCGCUUAAAAGGGACGAGUAAAGGCGGCAUCGCAGUAGGGGACGGAGGCCCAGACGGAGCAGUUAAACGGCUUCCUUACGGCGACGGCGUCGAUGCCCAGCGGGGGGAGCAAAUGCCACUCUGCGGAAAGGCGAAAGAAGGAGAGACAGCCCAACGGUGGGAGACACGGGAUAGGAACUGUGAGUGUGCUAGGCUUGCUGUGCCCCCCGCGUCAACGAACAAGGAGACAGAAAAGCUAUCCACGUUAUCUAGUGCGCUAAAGGGCCUCGAGCGCUCGCGUGCGUCGCCAGAAUCUGAAGGGGGGGACGUGGCGAAGGUUGAACAAGGGAAACGGAGGCCGGACAGGGAUGAAGCCAGUGAAGCACAUGCCACCUGGAUUGGAUGA